Danaus chrysippus (African queen) is the source of this 498-nucleotide messenger RNA. NCBI's taxonomy places the organism in Eukaryota, Metazoa, Arthropoda, Insecta, Lepidoptera, Nymphalidae. The record is from the annotation of a GenBank genome assembly.
AUGAACAAAACUUAUUUAACCGUUGCGAUACUUUUGGCGGUUACGAUUAUCGCCGCUCGGGGUGACGAAACUCCAUCAGAACAAUGUCCAGGACAAAACCACGAGGAUCUUCGUGAGAGGAUCCAGGUUCAACCCUGCGGCAAGUCGCGCUGCAAGCUUCGUAAAGGGACGAACACAACCGUUGUGUUUAAAUUUAAACCAGAUCACGAAAUCAAACAGCUGACGAACGAUGUUUACGCUGUCAUAGCUGGGUUGCCAUUACCAUUCGUUGGUGUGGCAGGAGCUAGUGCGUGCGCUCAGAUUAAACACGCUGAUUCUGGUGAACCGGCGCCUUGCCCACUGGCUGCUGGUAAAGAAUACAUAUACACCAACUCAUUCCCCAUAGAGAAAUUCUACCCUCAAGUACCCCUUAAAGUGCAUUGGGGUUUGAAUGAUGGCAACACUGAUAUUAUGUGCUUCGAAGUACCAGCGGUAAUCGUCAAGGGCAGCACUAAAUGA